Molecule: messenger RNA, 1392 nt
Organism: Lodderomyces jiufengensis
Lineage: Eukaryota; Fungi; Ascomycota; Pichiomycetes; Serinales; Debaryomycetaceae
Product: asparagine--tRNA ligase
Exons: 1
Coding region: 1-1392 (463 amino acids)
Biological process (GO): asparaginyl-tRNA aminoacylation
Cellular component (GO): mitochondrion
Molecular function (GO): nucleic acid binding; ATP binding; asparagine-tRNA ligase activity
Source: RefSeq, a predicted model, not a curated record
AUGUUCUUUACGACUAAAACACUACACCGAUGUCUAUGUCGAGGUUAUAGGACACUACAGCCAACUAUAAAAGAUCAAUUAUCAUCAACACCAAUUGGAUCAAUUCUAGAAGCAAAAGGGUUUGUAAAGAGUAUAAGAAAUUCAAAAAAUGUUAGCUUUUUGGAUAUAACUGAUGGUACAACCUCAAAAAAUAUAAAUGUUGUGCUAUUGGGUAAAGAACAACCAAAAUUUCAAAUUGGUCAAAGUAUAGCAAUAAAAGGAGAAUGGAAUAUGAGUAAAAGUGGAUCAAGUCAAGAAUUUGAAUUAAAAUAUAAUAGUAAAAAUUCAGAUCAUUCUUAUCAAAUAAUUGGUACAGUACCUGAGGAUUAUCCACUACAGAAAAAAGCAACAUCAAUGUCAUUUUUAAGAACAUUACCAUCAUUAAAACAUAGAACUUCAACAAUAUCAUCAUUUUAUAGACUACGAUCAUUUCUUGAAACUUCAAUGAUGGAAUUUUUCAAUUCACAAGAUUUUACAAAAGUUUAUCCACCGUUAAUAACAAGUUCAGAUUGUGAAGGAGCAGGAGAAACUUUCAAAAUAAGUAAAUGUGAAGAUUUUUUUGAAAAACAAGCAUACUUGACAGUUUCAACUCAAUUACAUUUAGAGAGUUUAGCGUUAGCAUUAAAUAGAGUUUGGAGUUUAUCACCAUGUUUCAGGGCAGAAAAUUCCAAAACUUCGAGACAUUUAUGUGAAUUUUGGAUGCUUGAGGCUGAAAUUUGUUAUUUAGAUGAUUUAGAACCAUUACUUGAUUUCACAGAAAGUAUGGUUAAAUUUGCAACCAAGAAAGUAGUGGAAAAUUAUAAAGAUGAAUACCUUAAUGGUGUGUAUAUAGACAAAGAGGUUGUUGAAUCAAGAUGGAAUAGUAUCCUAGAUAAAGAAUGGCAAAGAAUGACUUACAAUGAAGCUAUUCAAUUGAUCAAUGAAAAAGGUGUGGAUUCUUUAAAAUUUGGUGAUUCCCUAAGUCUAGAUCAUGAAAGAUUUUUGGCAUCACAUGGACCAAUAUUCAUCACGGACUACCCAAAAUCAAUGAAACCAUUCUACAUGUUAAAUUCUAAAGACUACAGUCCAGAAAAAUCAACGGUUGCAUGCUUUGACUUGUUACUACCAGAAUUUGGAGAAUUAGUAGGUGGUUCAUUAAGAGAACACGAUUAUGAUUCACUAGUAAACUCAAUGAAGAAACAUCAAAUGAGUAUAGAAGAGAUGAAAUGGUAUUUGGAUUUAAGAAAAAAUGGUACUAUACCUCAUGGUGGUUUUGGAAUGGGUUGGGAACGAUUUAUUAAUUAUUUAUCUGGUCAUGAUAAUGUUAGAGACAUUGCUCCGUUUCCAAGAGCUCCAAGUUUAUGUAAUGCUUAA